Messenger RNA from Dufourea novaeangliae, 1178 nucleotides. It is a transcript of the gene Mt2, whose product is annotated as tRNA (cytosine(38)-C(5))-methyltransferase. Gene Ontology annotation, molecular function: methyltransferase activity. The record is from RefSeq and is a predicted model, not a curated record. Lineage: Eukaryota; Metazoa; Arthropoda; Insecta; Hymenoptera; Halictidae. The transcript has 2 exons. The coding region runs from base 1 to 1074 and encodes 357 amino acids.
AUGAUGAGAGUAUUAGAAUUGUAUAGCGGUAUCGGUGGGAUGCAUUAUGCGCUUCAAGAAAGUGGCGUCAGUGGAAAUUGUGUUGCAGCAAUUGAUAUAAACAAUGUUGCAAAUGCUGUCUACAAGUACAAUUUCCCAAAUGUUUAUCUAAUAAAUCGCAAUAUUCAGUCGCUUUCUGCACAAGAAAUAAACAACAUAAAUAUAGAUACUAUAUUAAUGAGUCCUCCUUGUCAACCUUACACAAGGGUAGGCCUUCAAAAGGAUAUCUCAGAUAAUAGGUCUUCUAGCUUAUUUCAUGUUCUCAAACUUAUACCUCAAAUAAAAGUGCUGAAGUAUAUAUUACUUGAAAAUGUAAAAGGGUUUGAGAAGUCUGAGAUGAGAAAUGCAGUAUUAAAAUGCAUUAAUGAUUCUGGAUUUGAUUACAGAGAGUUGAUUCUAAGCCCCUGCCAAUUUGGUGUUCCAAAUAGUAGACACAGAUAUUAUUUACUGGCUAAGAAAAGGAACCUCAGAUUUUGUUUUGAUAAUGUGAGAUUAAACUUUAAUUUACCAGAGAAUGUUCUAACAGCUUUGCCGAAAAGUAAACAUAAUCUGUUAGUAGAUAAAAAUUGUACACAAGACACUGAAACUAAUAAAAAGUGUUAUACAUUAGAUAACAUUUUGGAAACUGUUGAAGAGACACAAUACCUGGUACCAAGAAAGCUAUUGCAAAAAAGAGCUUGGUUACUAGAUAUAAGAACAUCUCAAAGUCAUGGGUCUUGUUGUUUUACAAAAGCCUAUGGCCAUUAUGUAGAAGGUACAGGAUCUGUAUAUUGUCCAUAUUCCGAAGAAACGAUUAAAGAAACAUAUUUAGCAGCAAGAAAUUGCAAUAGAGAAUCAUUAGAAGUGUCAGAAUAUUUAGGAAAAUUAAGACUAAGAUAUUUUACACCAAGAGAAGUUUGCAGAUUAAUGUGCUUUCCAGAAGAUUUUACAUUUCCAGAGCACUUAACAUGCAAACAGAAAUAUAGGCUAUUGGGUAAUUCAAUUAAUGUACAUGUAGUUAGCAGACUAAUAUUUUUAUUAUGUACCGAAGAAUAACUUGUAUAAGUAUAUUGAAAGAAAUGUACUUAAUAAUUUUUAUCGGCAUACAGUAAUUGUACUGUAUGUAAAAAUAUUUAGCUUUUAAUGCAAAUAAAAGUCAU